UUCUCUAGAAAUAGAAAAUCUUAGGGUGUAUAAUGAGUUCCCCCUCCUUGGGGGUGGGACUCAGCUUAGAUUAGAACCCCCUAGGAAUGAUAGUUACCCCCUUCUCUCUGAUCCUACCCUGUACUUCUCCUUUGAUUCCUCCAUACCCACUCAUCUUUCAUCCUGUAGCCUCUUCCCCAUCAUCUCCCAUUUCUUCUACAGGGGCAGUUCCCCAGGCCUGGUGGCCCAAAACUGCUGCUACAGCCGCCAUGGGGGGUUGAAGUCCUUAUCCCCCAAUGCAGGUAAGUAUUUGUUCCUCCUUACCCCCAAAUCAAGUAGGCCACAUUGACUGUCUACUCCAGCUUCCCAUGCACAUGCAUGGUAUUUCCACAGGCAACCAAGAUUUGAAACAGGGGGAACAAGAAACAGAGAAUAGGUGAGGUCUAAACCCCUCCCCUGACAGCCUCUCACUACCUCGACUCCUCUCCUAACAUCACUCCCAUCCAUUCUGUUCUCCUAAAUCUUACCCUAUGAACUGGACACCAGCUGCUCCCACAAAUCCUUUUACCUAACAUUCUGAAGGCCUCUUUCCUCAUAGGGUCAAACAACUCUGAUACUUCUCUUUGACAUUCUCUGAAGGAUUUUAAAUUUGGCCAUAGCACUAAUGGUUCCAGCUCAUACUCAUCAUGUGUCCUCCUCUAUACAAUUCCCAGUUUAGUGCCCUGUGACUCAUUAUCCAUCUCCCCACCUACCAGGUCUGCCAGUGAGGAGCAGGUCUUGUCACAAGAUAGGUCUGGGGAGAAGCCCACGCGCACAGUUCCUCCACAGGCCCAGGCCCUGGCCCCACCAGCCCAGUCCUGGACAGUGGGUGGGGACAUGUUCAAUGCCAGGUUUAUUCGAAACCUGCACGAACGUCGCAGCACUAGACCUUGGUGACCAAAGUUCCUUCUCACACCUUCAAAGUCCGUAUUAUAUCCCUACUACAGAAGAGUGCCAAAGCCCAGCUUUCAUAAUGGAUGGAUUCAUUCAUUCAUUCAUUCAACCAACAGGUUUUCUUAUUUCCUCCAAAUAACUUGUGUCUUACCUUUAGCCAGAGCAAUAAAAGUAUUUAUUUUUAUCACGAAAGCUAUUGAAAGAUUUGACUGUCAUUACUUCAAUCCCACCCACCCCUCACUCUCGGUGCGCACGGUUCAGCCCCAUCUUCGCUCAGCUUCUGGCAAAAAUGCUUCAGGUGAGAGUACAAAGUACAGGGUGCUAAUUUACUGCGCAAGCGCUCUGAGGCAGCCUCCAGUCCGGUGAGCGCAGGCGCACGACCGAGCGUCCCCGGCAGCCUCCCUGGAAUCCGCAGUGCGCAAGCGCGCAACAUCUCCGUUUUCCUCCCCUGAGCCCCUAUUUCCCCCCUCCUUUCCCCUUCACGAAACCGGCUCCAGGGCACGCUCACCCCUGUAAGGAGGCCGGAGGCCGGACUCGGGAGACGCUCUCUCCACUCCCGGAAGAUCAUGUAUCAGCCCAGCCGGCGGGCGGCCCGGCGUCUCGGCCCCUGCCUGCGCGCCUACCAGGCUCGACCCCAGGACCAGCUUUCUCCACGGACUCUACCAUUCCCGCCCCUUUGGCCCCACUCCACGACACCCACUUCCCCAUCUUCUCCUCUUCUCUGGUCCCCACCACCUUUAUGCCCUGCCAGCCUUCAUCUUCCCCCAGCUCCCCCUUUCCCUCUCCCUCAGGUCCAGGCCCUCAGCUCACCAUGGGUGGUUCUCCCUCCAGGAAAGGGGGAGGAUGGACCAGGACCUGAGGUGCACAGUGGCUGCCUGGAUGGGCUUAGAAGCCUUUUUGAGGGACCUCCCUGCCCCUAUCCUGGGGCUUUGAUACCUUUCCAAGCCCCUGGAACUGCCCACCCUUCCCCUGCCACCCCAUCAGGAGAUCCUAGUAUGGAGGAACACCUGGCUAUCAUGUAUGAGAGACUGAGACAAGAACUUCCCAACCUCUUCCUUCACUCCCAUGACUACACUCUCUAUUCUUUGGAUGUGGAAUUCAUCAAUGAGAUCUUGAACAUGCGUACCAAAGGCCGAACAUGGUACAUUUUGUCACUGACCCUCUGUCGUUUCCUGGCCUGGAACUAUUUUGCACAACUUCGUUUGGAGGUUCUACAGCUGACUCGACACCCAGAGAACUGGACCCUGCAAGCCCGCUGGCGGCUUGUAGGGCUGCCUAUCCAUAUGCUCUUUCUGCGUUUCUAUAAGCGUGACAAGGAUGAGCUUUACAGAACCUAUGAUGCCUAUUCUACCUUCUACCUGAAUUCCAGUGGCCUCAUUUGUCGCCAUCGCCUAGACAAACUGAUGCCUUCACACUCACCUCCAACACCUGUGAAGAAGCUGCUAGUGGGAGCACUGGUCGCCCUGGGGUUGUCAGAACCAGAACCCAACUUAAACCUGUGUUCCAAGGCCUAAUCUUUGGCCUUGGCAUGGAGGCGGGACUGAAGACUUUGUGACGCACAAGCAAAGGAAGUGGAGGUGGCCAAGAAUCUCAGGAGCCAGCUUCCUCCCUGCCCUUUUCUCUGUCCUUUCUUCCUUUCCAUCUCAUGCUGUGUAAAGCUGCUGUGUAAUUUAACUUGUAAAUAAUAAAGUUUAAGUGACUAUAUGAGACAGAACUUCCUAUGUCACUUUCUCUGGAUCUCAUAAGUUCCCACAAACUUUAUUCCAAAAAUAAUUUUAUUUAAUAGAUAUUAAAUAAUGUAUAGA
Messenger RNA from Otolemur garnettii (small-eared galago), 2717 nucleotides. RefSeq names its product chromosome unknown C6orf136 homolog (gene CUNH6orf136). The transcript is spliced from 6 exons. Bases 1479 to 2426 code for a protein of 315 amino acids. The record is from RefSeq and is a predicted model, not a curated record. NCBI's taxonomy places the organism in Eukaryota, Metazoa, Chordata, Mammalia, Primates, Galagidae.